Molecule: messenger RNA, 3034 nt
Organism: Mesoplodon densirostris (Blainville's beaked whale)
Lineage: Eukaryota; Metazoa; Chordata; Mammalia; Artiodactyla; Ziphiidae
Product: lysine-specific histone demethylase 1A
Exons: 1
Coding region: 143-2710 (855 amino acids)
Biological process (GO): regulation of DNA-templated transcription
Cellular component (GO): nucleus
Molecular function (GO): oxidoreductase activity; flavin adenine dinucleotide binding; protein binding
Source: RefSeq, a predicted model, not a curated record
GCGCGCGGAGCGCGCUUAGCGCGUGCCUACGAGGCGGCGGUUGGCAGCGCGCGGAGUGUGUGAAGUGAAGCGAGGCGACUCCGGACUCACGGACCGACAGACCGAGCGGCCCUUACGGCCGUCCGCAGCCAGGCGGCCCGAGAUGUUGUCUGGGAAGAAGGCAGCAGCCGCGGCGGCGGCGGCGGCGGCGGCAGCGGCGGCGGCGGCCGGGUCGGAGGCCGGUGCCGGGGCAGCGGGCGGCUCGGAGAACGGCUCUGAGGUGGCCGCGCCGCCCGCGGGCCUAUCCGGCCCUGCCGAAGCCGGGCCGGGGGCGGCCGGGGAGCGCACUCCCCGCAAGAAGGAGCCCCCGCGGGCCUCGCCCCCCGGGGGCCUGGCUGAGCCGCCGGGGUCCGCCGGGCCUCAAGCUGGGCCUACCGUCGUGCCUGGGUCUGCGACCCCCAUGGAAACGGGAAUCGCAGAGACUCCGGAGGGGCGACGGACCAGUCGGCGCAAGCGGGCGAAGGUAGAGUACAGAGAGAUGGAUGAAAGUUUGGCCAACCUCUCAGAAGAUGAGUAUUAUUCAGAAGAAGAGAGAAAUGCUAAAGCAGAGAAGGAAAAGAAGCUUCCCCCACCACCCCCUCAAGCCCCACCUGAGGAAGAAAAUGAAAGUGAGCCUGAGGAACCAUCUGGUGUGGAGGGUGCAGCUUUCCAGAGUAGACUUCCUCAUGACCGGAUGACUUCUCAAGAAGCAGCCUGUUUUCCAGAUAUCAUCAGUGGACCACAGCAGACCCAGAAGGUUUUUCUGUUCAUUAGAAACCGCACAUUGCAGUUGUGGUUGGAUAAUCCAAAGAUUCAGCUGACCUUUGAGGCUACUCUCCAACAAUUAGAAGCGCCUUACAACAGUGAUACUGUGCUUGUCCACCGAGUUCACAGUUAUUUAGAGCGUCAUGGUCUUAUCAACUUCGGCAUCUAUAAGAGGAUAAAGCCCCUCCCAACUAAAAAGACAGGAAAGGUAAUCAUUAUAGGCUCUGGAGUCUCGGGCUUGGCAGCAGCUCGUCAGUUACAAAGUUUUGGAAUGGAUGUCACACUUCUGGAAGCCAGGGAUCGUGUGGAUGGACGAGUUGCUACAUUUCGCAAAGGAAACUACGUAGCUGAUCUUGGAGCCAUGGUAGUAACAGGUCUUGGAGGGAAUCCCAUGGCUGUGGUUAGCAAGCAAGUAAAUAUGGAACUGGCCAAGAUCAAGCAAAAAUGCCCACUUUAUGAAGCUAAUGGACAAGCUGUUCCUAAAGAGAAAGAUGAAAUGGUAGAGCAAGAGUUUAACCGGUUGCUAGAAGCUACAUCUUACCUUAGUCAUCAACUAGACUUCAAUGUCCUCAAUAAUAAGCCUGUGUCCCUUGGCCAGGCAUUGGAAGUUGUCAUUCAGUUACAAGAAAAGCAUGUCAAAGAUGAGCAGAUUGAACAUUGGAAGAAGAUAGUGAAAACUCAGGAGGAACUGAAAGAACUUCUUAAUAAGAUGGUAAAUUUAAAAGAGAAAAUUAAAGAACUCCAUCAGCAAUACAAAGAAGCAUCUGAAGUCAAGCCACCCAGAGAUAUCACUGCUGAGUUCUUAGUGAAAAGCAAACACAGGGAUCUAACUGCCUUAUGCAAGGAAUAUGAUGAAUUAGCUGAAACACAAGGAAAGCUAGAAGAAAAACUUCAAGAAUUGGAAGCCAAUCCUCCAAGUGAUGUGUAUCUCUCGUCAAGAGACAGACAAAUACUUGACUGGCAUUUUGCAAAUCUUGAAUUUGCUAAUGCCACACCUCUCUCUACACUUUCCCUUAAACAUUGGGAUCAGGAUGAUGACUUUGAGUUUACUGGCAGCCACCUGACAGUGAGGAAUGGCUACUCAUGUGUGCCUGUGGCGUUAGCAGAAGGCCUGGACAUUAAACUGAAUACAGCAGUUCGGCAGGUUCGCUACACAGCUUCAGGAUGUGAAGUGAUAGCUGUGAAUACCCGCUCCACGAGCCAGACGUUUAUUUAUAAGUGUGAUGCAGUUCUCUGUACCCUUCCCUUGGGUGUGUUGAAGCAGCAGCCACCAGCUGUUCAGUUUGUGCCACCUCUUCCUGAGUGGAAAACAUCUGCAGUCCAAAGGAUGGGAUUUGGCAACCUUAACAAGGUCGUGUUGUGUUUUGACCGCGUAUUCUGGGAUCCAAGUGUCAAUUUGUUCGGACAUGUUGGCAGUACGACUGCCAGCAGGGGUGAGCUCUUCCUCUUCUGGAACCUCUAUAAAGCUCCAAUACUAUUGGCACUAGUGGCAGGAGAAGCUGCUGGCAUCAUGGAAAACAUAAGUGAUGGUGUGAUUGUUGGCCGAUGCCUGGCCAUUCUCAAAGGGAUUUUUGGUAGCAGUGCAGUGCCCCAGCCCAAGGAAACAGUGGUGUCUCGCUGGCGUGCUGAUCCCUGGGCCCGGGGCUCCUAUUCCUAUGUAGCCGCAGGAUCAUCUGGAAAUGACUAUGACCUAAUGGCUCAGCCAAUCACUCCUGGCCCCUCAAUUCCAGGUGCCCCACAGCCUAUUCCACGACUCUUCUUUGCUGGAGAACAUACAAUCCGUAACUACCCAGCCACGGUCCAUGGUGCUCUGCUGAGUGGGCUCAGAGAAGCAGGAAGGAUUGCAGACCAGUUCUUGGGGGCCAUGUAUACCCUGCCUCGCCAGGCCACACCAGGCGUCCCUGCACAGCAGUCCCCGAGCAUGUGAGAUGGAUGUGUUCUAAGGGAAGAGGCCGAUGUGUUUGUGUUUUUUGCUGCAUAAGCAAAGCUCUUCUAGCAAUAUUAGAUUCCACUGAGAAACUCACCCUGGCAUCUGGGCUCCAGAUCAACUGCUAGAGCUCCUGGUGGUCAGGUGGCCAAGGAGGUUGCCUCCUUUAAGUGACUUAGAGCUAGGGAGGCACUUGUCCAUUAGUGUGGGAGUCUGUGUUCUUCAUUAGGACUGAGGCAAGCAAGUGCUGCGAGAGAACAUCUUAGUCUCUUUGUGUGUGGUGGUUUUUUAUAUUUUGAGAAUAAAACUUCAUAGAAAAAAAAA